This is a messenger RNA of Rhododendron vialii, 1994 nucleotides long. Its product is annotated as cytochrome b-c1 complex subunit Rieske-4, mitochondrial-like. NCBI's taxonomy places the organism in Eukaryota, Viridiplantae, Streptophyta, Magnoliopsida, Ericales, Ericaceae. The record is from RefSeq and is a predicted model, not a curated record. Gene Ontology annotation, molecular function: quinol-cytochrome-c reductase activity; 2 iron, 2 sulfur cluster binding. The transcript is spliced from 2 exons. The coding region runs from base 906 to 1742 and encodes 278 amino acids. Gene Ontology annotation, biological process: mitochondrial electron transport, ubiquinol to cytochrome c. Gene Ontology annotation, cellular component: membrane.
UUUCGUUAACAUCCAUAAUAAAAUCAGCUUAAUGUGCUGCUGGAACUCCGCUGCUUUUUGUUUUAAGGCCCUUGUACCAUCAUUUGUGUGGGAACCACACUUUGAAAUAUCUUGGAGCACCGCCAAGCGCCAAGUGUGGCUCUUACAUCAAUAUGCAGUAGAGAAGAGUCUAGAGCACCAUAUACAUGUAGCAAUGCUCCAAUAGUGCUCAAUAGUCACUACAUAAAAGGGUGCACGUACAAAUAUGAAUUAUGAAAUCUCUUGGAGGUACAUGUAAACCUUAACAAUUUAUUUUGAAUAACACUACUAUUAUUUUCACAAUUAGUUUUUUGUAGUAUUUUUUUAAAUCUUGAGCUGGACCAGAGGUAAAUGUAAAAUUUAGUAAUACAUGCACAAAGCAGCUACUUCGAAGCACCUAAAGAAACAAAAAACAAGGCGGCUGCUCUACAAAAGUUCUACCACUAAAAUCACCCUUGUACCUGAAAAAAUUGAGGAACUUAAAAGAUGUUAUGUUGUGAAAUCAUGCUUCCAAAUUACUAAAAUCGAAAGACACUAGAGAAGACAGGACCAGAGACCGGAUUCAAUUUUGCGCUCAUUAUUUUACUUAUUUAUUUCUAAAUUGAGAGCAUCCAUAAUUUUGUAAUACACAAGAAUAACCUGAAAAACAAGAAGUUGAAUAAAGGGAGGGUAAGACAGUUAUUAUUUUCCGGUAACAAAAGGAAAAGACAAUUUGAUUCUCAUGCUUGAGUUACAAGGAAAAGACAAAUUGAUUCUCUCUCCAGCACAUUCCUGAACUAAUGUUUCUAGUGAGACAAAGGUUCUGGGUGACGGUGAUGACCCUUUCUUCCCUUUUUCUUCAGCAAACUGAACCCAGAACCCAAGAGUUUUAACAAUUUGAGAAUAGAAUGAUGUUGAGAAUUGCAGUAGCUAGGAGGCUCUCUUCUCUCUCCUCAUCACCACCUUCCUUAUCUUGGAGGCUGAGAACCGCCGCCUCUUCUGCCGCCAUCUCCAAAAAUCCAGUGACCAGCGGUGACACCUUACUCUCUUACUCACUUCCAUCCACUUCGCCGUUUGAUGUUCUACGCAGAGGUUUUGCUUCUCAGUCGCUUACCCCAACCAAGGAAAGCAGUAUCAUUACAGAAAUUCCUCCAACUGUCGCAGCUGUUAAGAACCCGACACCGAGGAUAGAGUACGAUGAGUAUAACCAUGAGCGUUACCCUCCAGGUGAACCAAGCAAGCGGGCGUUCGCCUACUUCGUGUUAACAUGUGGGAGGUUUGUGUAUGCGUCGCUGAUUCGUCUACUUAUCAUCAAGUUUGUUCUAAGCAUGGCACCAAGUAAGGAUGUUCUAGCACUGUCCUCCCUCGAGGUUGAUAUCUCCAGCAUUGAGCCUGGCGCCACCGUAGCUGUCAAGUGGCGUGGAAAGCCUGUUCAUAUCAAGCACCGAAGGGAGGAGGAUAUCCAGCUGGCAAAAAGUGUUGAUUUGCGGUCUCUUCGGGAUCCACAGGACGACUCUGAGAGAGUUAUUAAACCAGAAUGGCUUGUUGUUGUCGGUGUCUGCACCCAUCUGGGUUGCAUCCCCUUGCCAAAUGCUGGUGAAUUUCGAGGAGGGUGGUUCUGCCCGUGCCAUGGUUCUCAUUAUGACACGUCUGGCAGGGUUCGUAAGGGUCCUGCACCUAAAAAUCUAGAGGUACCCGUGUACACUUUCUUGGAUGAGAACAAGGUGCUCAUUGGUGCGCGAUGACGAUGGGGCUCUUUUCCAGGUGACAAACUUGUUUUUCAGGAUCUUGUAAUCAUGUAUUUGUUUUGUAGUAGUCCAGGAUUUGCUGAUUUUUUUAUUUUUUAUUUUUCCUUUUUCACCCUCUUUCCUUUUGAGCAUGUUUGGCAAUUUUCAUGUACUAUCUUGGACAUAGCUCUGAAGAUAGUAGUAUCUGUGUGUGCUAAAGAAGCUGGUAAAACUUUGAAAAUAAUGAUUAAGUUGUUGGGUCCAAUCCAA